Molecule: messenger RNA, 461 nt
Organism: Hyla sarda
Lineage: Eukaryota; Metazoa; Chordata; Amphibia; Anura; Hylidae
Product: beta-microseminoprotein-like
Exons: 3
Coding region: 119-367 (82 amino acids)
Source: RefSeq, a predicted model, not a curated record
UCAGCUGUCACUCACCGUUACAAUGCAUGGUGGGCGAACACCUGACUUCCUCCAAAGGUCCUUGAACCAGAAAACCAUAGAGUUUUUGGAACGCAUCACGUGACCCGCAGGUCCUUUGAUGCCACUACAAGGGUGUUACUACAGAAGAAAGAUGUAUCCACUUAAAAGUCAGUGGCGGACAAAAACUUGUAUGGACUGUACAUGCAGUUCUGAUGGAAGUUACGAGUGCUGCUCAGCUUACGGCACGCCAGUGAGAUAUGAUAAGGAGAGAUGCAAAUUCGUAUUUGACCAGAAGGAGUGUGUUUACAAACUGAUUCCAAAUGAAGAUCCAGCCAAACAGUGUGAAUCGUAUGCAAUGGUGGGAUAACCAGUUGUCUGCAAUCUUCACAACAAUGCUGAUCUUUUUAAGGAAAAUAGUUACUGUACUUUUAUUUACCAUGUUAAGGAUAACACAAAAUAAA